Molecule: messenger RNA, 2203 nt
Organism: Vanessa atalanta (red admiral)
Lineage: Eukaryota; Metazoa; Arthropoda; Insecta; Lepidoptera; Nymphalidae
Product: G-protein coupled receptor Mth2-like
Exons: 8
Coding region: 88-1617 (509 amino acids)
Biological process (GO): cell surface receptor signaling pathway
Cellular component (GO): membrane
Molecular function (GO): G protein-coupled receptor activity
Source: RefSeq, a predicted model, not a curated record
CCGACCGCAAACAAUGAUUUAGGCCCGUAAGGAUCAUGAGAGGUUGAUCUAUUAUUUCUUCAUUAAUGUUAUAAACAAGACGUUAUAAUGGUACAGCCGACAAUAUUAACCAUACUUUUAUUUUUGUCAACUAUUGUCGCGAUUGAUUACGAAAAUAUAUCGUUUAGUAGCUCGGCCAGUAUAGAACUCGGUGAUGACGAUGACGUUGAAACAGUUUGUUCUGCAAGAAAGUGCAUCAGAAAGUGCUGUCCGAAAAACGAAUACUUUUCCAUCGAUACAUACAGCUGUGAAAGUUUCGAUAUGAAUUUGGACUUCUCGAAUGUAUCGGUUUACGAAGACUACGAUCAUUUUAAAAAAAUCGGCAAGUCAUUGCGUGAUAUAUUCCUACUGGAGCCUGGGAUGUUUUAUGAAAAAGUUGAUGAUGAAGGUUUCGAAAAUCAAACUUUUGCUGACGUUGCGUAUGUUUUGAUGGAUUUCAACAUCUCCACAUAUAUGACUGAGAGCGGAAAACUUUAUUACACGCUACCAAAUUCAUAUACAAAAUGGUAUGAAGUAGACUUAUUUUGCAUAGACUACGAAGUCAGUAAUACCACUGCCACUGCCACUGUUAAAUACUGGUCUAUACUUCGCAACGUCUAUAUCCCAAUGAGCAACAAUUAUUUCACUUCCGCGCUUUUGAUAUCAUCAGUGUUUCUAUUCCUCGUCCUGUUGGUGUACAUCAUCAUACCGGAGCUGCGGAACCUCGCAGGAUUGGUACUAAUGGCCUACGUUUUUAGCCUAAUGUGUGCCUUCCUGUCAUUAGCAUCUCUACAGUUAGAAAGUUAUUCGGCUAAAAAUUGCCUCGAUUUAACUGCUGUAACGUAUUUCUUCUUCUUGUCGACUUUCUGCUGGAUGAAUGUGAUGUCAUUUGAUAUAUGGUGGACUUUUCGGGGAUAUGCCAAAGCUAGGCCAAUACACAGACGGGGAGAGAAGUUCAAAUUUGGGGUUUACUGUAUCUAUGCUUGGGGUAUCCCAAUGUUGAUGGCGAUUGGUUUAGUCGUAAUUAACAACACUGAUCUAAGUGAUAUGCCUUGGUUUGUUACACCCCAGAUACCACUACAAGGAUGCUUUUUGGAAGGUGGUCAAAAACUAUUAUACCUGUAUGUUCCGAUGCUGAUAUUGAUAAUAUGCAAUUGGAUGUUUUUCCUGAUGACUGCGUUCAAUAUUUGGAGAUUGAGCCGCGGUACCUCCGUGCUGGAGUCCGCAGCCGCUGGCAAUCCCGCUGCUCACCGGUCACAGAGGAAUAGACUUAUGGUGUAUCUUAAGCUGUCCGUAAUAAUGGGUAUUAACUGGUUACUCGAGAUUGUAAGUUUUAAAACACCAGAAAUGAACAUAUGGAAAUUGACCGACGCAUACAAUCUCCUGAUCGGUAUAUCGAUAUUUCUCAUUUUUGUAUGUAAAAGGAAAAUUUACAGAAAGCUUCAGAACAGGUAUUACGGAUUUGUUAGUGCUAAGCCGAGACUCAGCAAGAGCAAUACUAGCUGCAGCACGCUGGAGUCUAAUCUAAGUCAGGACAUUCCACUACAAGUCUCCAAUCAUCCUAUGGGCCCCAAUGGACGAACGGGAACCAAAAACUAAUAGAACUAAGUUACUAUUAGAAUUAAGCUAGAACAUUAGAUUGUAAUUAGUAAUAUUUUUAGCGAUUCCUAACCAAAGAUUGAUCAAACCAAAGAAGCACCACUGAAAAAUUAAUGCUGACAUUCAAAAUUCAUCACCCUCAUCAUCCUCAUGGAAACCUUCAGAUUUCGGAUGAAAUUUCGCUACAUACACCAUCGGUUUGCAUUGGAGCAGCUUGGAAAAUGCUCCAAAGAAGACCAUGACCCCCGCCCCCGCCGAGUUCCCCGAAAUAAAUAAUGUAUUCGAGUAAAUAAUUUGGAAUGUAAAUAGAAGGAGUAGUAUAAUAUAGUUAGAUUAAGUUUUAAAGCUAAUUAAUUAUAUACAGUAUGUAAUAUAGUAUUUUUUAAUUAAAACAACCGCAAUUUUUUUUCAAUCUAAUAUUGUACCUUUGUUUUCAAUGUUUUUUUUAUUUUAAUUUAUACUUAUAUCCUUUAAGGCACGACUGUAUCAAGCCAAAUAUUUUAUUCAAUAGCAAUUCUGUUCGCGUGGCCGUUAUUAAAGAUACAUUUGUUUAAUUAUGAGAUAUUUUUAAUUAUUUUCAAUUUUG